AUGGAUAAAGACGAUGUGCCUAAACUUCGUGAAGAAAAACGGCUUGAGGAGUUGUAUGAUGAUCUCAAGCCUAAUACAUUAAUACCUAUGGUGUACUCCUCGGAAUCCUCUAGUUUAGUUAAUAGCAUUGAAUUAAAUGUGAAUAAUUCAGUCGAUACAAGAAUAAAACAAAUAAUAUUCAAGGGGAAGACUACUUUAGAACAAAUUAAAGUUAAUCCUAAUAGAACAAGAUAUAGAAAAAAUCGUAUUUCAUUAGAAAGCUUAACAAGCCCGUUUCCAAUAGAAAAGCAUAAUCAUGCACAAUGUACCUCUAGUCAUAAUGUUUCAAAUACAAAGGAUUACUCGGAUAAUUUUUCACACUCGUUUGACGAAAAUAAAACACCAUAUAGUACUAAAUACGAUCCAAUAAAUAUAAAACAACCUGAAGUAAAUAUUAGAAAUGCCUUGGCACAUUUGUCUCCGAAUUUAGCUUCAUUUCAGACUGAAUAUGAUAUGGAUGAGCAUGAUUUUUUGUAUAUGCAAUAUUUGAAUGAGAAAUAUGCAGAUGGAAAGUUCACUGAAGAAUUAUUUGAAUUGUUAAUUACAGUUUUGGAAAUAGAAUGGUUUAAUUUGGAAAAAAUGAUUCCACCAAGAAAUUAUUCUGCAUAUGAUUCAUCGAUAAAUAAUAAUAAUAAUGUUCAAUAUCAUAUGUCUCAAUCAUACCGAAACCAUUAUGACUUGUACGGUUCAGAUGAUGGUAUUUAUCCCAAUUCUGAACAAACAUGCGCCAUAUGUGAUGGUGCUUAUAGUGAUAAUAAUAAUGCUAUUGUGUUUUGUGAUGGUUGCGAUAUUGCGGUCCAUCAAGAAUGCUAUGGUAUUGUAUUUAUUCCAGAAGGUCAAUGGCUAUGUAGAAAAUGUUUGUUCUCCAAAAAUAUGAAAGUUAAUUGUUUACUAUGCCCUAGUCAUACAGGUGCAUUUAAACAAACAGAUGUUGGUAAAUGGGCCCAUGUCUUGUGUUCCUUAUGGAUACCAGAGUUGUAUUUUGCUAAUGUUAAUUAUAUGGAGCCAAUUGAAGGUUUAGAAUAUAUUGCUAAAUCUCGCUGGAAAUUGGUAUGUUAUAUUUGUGAACAGCGAGUAGGAGCCUGUAUUCAAUGUUCCAAUAAAAACUGUUUUCGAUCAUAUCAUGUAACAUGUGCUAAAAGAGCGGGUCUCUAUCUCAAAUUUAAUGGUGUUAGUAUACCAGAUAUGGCAAUUAAUCAGUAUUCGCACGGUCAUGUGCCAAAAACCUUUUGUGAUAAGCAUUCACCAAAUGGUCCUAGCUCUAAUGCUUCACUUGGAAUAAUGAAAGUAAGGAGAUAUUUGAAAUAUUUGAAAGAAAAGGAACUAAGGUCUUCAGAAGAAGAAGAUUUGGAUAUUUUACAGAAUGAGGAUGAAAAUUACAGAAAGACUACAAACACUGGCAUAUCUUUAUCGAAUAUCAAUUAUCAAACAGAUUAUGAUAAUAUACGGCAAGGUAUAAUUUCACCAAAUGACAGUUCAGAGAUAGAUCAAUGGAAAACCCAUAAUGGUACACCGAUAGCGCCUAAUUACUUUGCAACGCUUUUACAAAAAAUUUGUGCCAUGUAUUCAUUACCAAAAGCUCAAAAUAUAUCAGUUGAAAUGUGUAAAUAUUGGUCAAUGAAGAGGGAAUUUCGAAAAGGUGCUCCAUUGGUUCGUAAAUAUGAUUUUUCCACUUAUAAUACUUUGACUAUUGAAGAAAUUAAAGACCGAAUAAACUUUUCUGAUUCUCUUUUAGAUGAUUUAAUGAAAUUAAAAAACAUAAUUAAUUUAAUUGGACAACGAACUAAAAUAGAAGAUUCUAUUCAUGAUAAUAAUGAUAAUAUAACGGCAAUAAUUGAAAGACCAACGAAAUGGUUAAUGCGAAAAAACGUAUUGGACAAAUGGACUUCAUCUGCAUGCUUUAAAAAUAUUAUAAAGGAAAUUAAUAGUAAAGCAAACUAUUCAAUUGAACUUAACAAUAUUUUUGAGCAAUUAAUCUCUAAAGAAUUUGAAAGUAUUGAAGAUGUUAAACAGAUUGUUUAUGAAUUUUUCGAAAUUCUAAAUAAAUUAAUCCUCAAUUUAAAUACAAUUCCACGUUCAUUAAUUAAUAAUAUUAAUAAAUCAAAAGUAUUAUUUAAUGAAUUAUUCAUUGGACUUGAAAAUAACAACUGUAAAAAAUUUCUUAAUCAAGAUUUUGAAAUCGAUAAGGAGAAUUAUGCUAACAUUAAAGAACGUCCUUGGAAUGGUAAAAUUGUAUUAAAAGAUGAAGGGUUAAGUGACGUUGAAGAACUUGGAUCAAAAGAGAUGAGGUUCCUAGGGUAUUUAAUGAGUAAAACUUCCUCUUCAAGGAAAUAA
Henningerozyma blattae CBS 6284 is the source of this 2373-nucleotide messenger RNA. It is a transcript of the gene NTO1, whose product is annotated as Nto1p. Gene Ontology annotation, biological process: regulation of transcription by RNA polymerase II. The coding region runs from base 1 to 2373 and encodes 790 amino acids. The transcript has a single exon. The record is from RefSeq and is a predicted model, not a curated record. NCBI's taxonomy places the organism in Eukaryota, Fungi, Ascomycota, Saccharomycetes, Saccharomycetales, Saccharomycetaceae.